AUGGUAGCUCCGGUGAUUGCGCUUUCGCACGGCGGAGGCCCCAUGCCUGUCCUUGGCGAUCCCUCCCACAAAGACAUCGUCAACUCCCUCAAAACCCGCGUCCCCAAGAUCCUCGGGCUCGGCACCCCCCAGCAGCCCCGUGCCAUCGUCCUCAUCACCGCGCACUGGUCGACGGACAAGCCCACCAUUUCCUCCGCGGCGUCUCACAAACUGCUCUACGACUACUACAACUUCCCGCCCGAGGCCUACUCGCUCCAGUAUCCCGCCCCGGGGCACCCCGAGGUCGCGCAGGCGGUCAAGGCCGCGAUGGAAGAGCAGGGGCUGAAGCCCGUGCUCGACGCAGAGCGGGGCUGGGACCACGGCGUCUUCAUCCCGAUGCUGCUCGUGAAUCCCGCGGCCAACGUGCCGAUUGUGCAGGUCUCGGUGCUGGAGUCGGAGGAUCCGGAGGAGCACCUGAAGAUGGGCGCGGCGCUGUCGAAGCUCCGGCAGGACAACGUCGCCAUUGUGGGCUCGGGGUUUGCCUCGCUGCACAAUUUCCAGGCGUUCAAUGAGCUGCGCUCCGGGUCGCCGCCGAGGGUCAAGUCGUUGGCGGACAGGAUCGGCCGGUGGAACAGCGCCGUGACGGAGGCGGUCGGCGCGGAGAGCAGGGAGGAGCGGUGGCGGAACCUCAAGGGGUGGCGCAGCUUGCCGCAUGCUGAUGAUGCGCAUCCGCCGAGGAGGGGAGAGCAUUUCCUGCCGCUGGUGGUGUGUGCUGGGGCGGCGCUGGAGGGGGAGAAGGCGGGUGUGUAUGAGGAUAGGUUUAUGGGGGUUGGGAUCAAUACGUAUUAUUGGGGGGCUGAGACGGUUGCUUAG
This is a messenger RNA of Trichoderma citrinoviride, 852 nucleotides long. RefSeq names its product Extradiol aromatic ring-opening dioxygenase. Bases 1 to 852 code for a protein of 283 amino acids. Gene Ontology annotation, molecular function: oxidoreductase activity, acting on single donors with incorporation of molecular oxygen; ferrous iron binding; zinc ion binding. The transcript has 2 exons. The record is from RefSeq and is a predicted model, not a curated record. NCBI's taxonomy places the organism in Eukaryota, Fungi, Ascomycota, Sordariomycetes, Hypocreales, Hypocreaceae.